CCAGCUUGGGCCUCGACCUAGCGCCAUGAAGCUUUAAAAGCUGAGUCAUGGAGGAGGUUUCUCCAGCUCAUUCAAGGACAUCGAAAUAUGCAUCAUUCAGUCCCAGCCGAAAGGAGGAGGACCAGCAGAAGGUUGGUACGGUGGAAAUCACCUACCUCGAUCCGGUAUCGCAGAAGCUUUCAAAUACGGAUGUAUUCCUCGAUCCAGAGUCAUGGUCAAGAAGGCACAAUGAAAUGCGAUUUCUGGUCAGCGCUGAUUUAGUGAACCUGGUGUGUGAAUCGCAUGUAGCACGUCAAGCCCGCUUCAGGAAAGCCAAGAAGAGAUUGGAGCAAGCGCGCUUGGCCUUUCUUGUCGACCUUUGGAAGCUGAGGGGUCUUGUUGAGCGCAUGACUCGAGCAGCAGAAGAGGAUCUCUCUGAGGACUCUGCAGGUGUCCUGUCAGAGGCAACCCACAUCCAUUUUUUCGUGCCUGAACUUUACUUUGACGAUUACACCUUGGAAUGUCUGAAACGCGCCAGCGAUGUUUUUCAAAAGCAUUUGCUCGAUGAGAUGAAAAUCAUGCAGGAACGUUUGGAUUUGCUUGGUGGCAAGAAUUGGCGGAAUUUGCUUGGCUACGCACUGAAGUUCAUGGCUACUACUGAGAUUGGUUCCAUGCUUAUGGAUGCCAUCCCAAAUCCCAAGACUCGAAGAAUGGUGGAGAAUGCCAUCACACGCGGUGUGUGGGAUCAAAUGGAUGAGCUGCAGCCUGUGGUGGAAGAAUUGGAAGAGGAAAUGGAAGCCUACAAUGCACGCUUUGACUCUGUGCAAGAUGAUAUUGCAAGGCAACUCGCAAAUAUCAGCAGCUACAAUGAGCGACACGUGCAGGCAGUGACGAGACUGGAGGAAAAGGAGCCAGAAAUACCAGCAGAUUCUGACUCAGAGGUGCCAGAAGUUGAGGAGGAGGAAGAAGAAGAUGAAGAGGAGGAUUCAGAGGAAGACGAGAGUGCUACCUCCAGCACCGCAGCUUGGGAUGAGGAGGAAGAGAUUCGGAAGUUUAUCGCUAUGCAAGGACAAGCUCCCUCGAAAGCUCAGCUGAAGAAGAUGAAAAAGACCCAAAUGCGUGAUGCGAAGAUCGCAAAGUUGAAGAAUGAUAAAGCGGCAAAGGAGAAAGAGAUUAAAGGCCAGUCAGAUGCCAAGAUCAAGGAAUUGCUACAGAGAUGGGAGAAGAAAGUUGCAUCCGCGCAGGAGGAGCUAAAGGUAUUGGAGCCUUCUCUACAGCAAGCGGAGGAGUUGAAAGUUGAGCCCGUGGAUGAGGCACUACUUGAGCAGAGCGCUCAAGCCAAAAAGAUGGAAGAAGAAGCGGCAAAGCUCACUCAACAAGUAGAGAAGCAGCAGCAAAAAGUGCAAAUUUUGCAGGAAGAAGUAAAGGAGGAGGAAGUGAAGGUGCAACAAGAAGAAGAGGAGGUGCAAGAACUGGUCCAAGAGGUUGCCGUGCUUCCACCCCCUGAUCCGCGAUGGGGUCUUCUCAAAACUCUUGGUGAGCAACAGGUUGAGCUCAUGAAGAAAAGCAAAAUCAGUCAGGAAAAGAUAACGAAAAUUACCGGACGAGUGAAGCUUCUCAAAAUGGAACUUAAAGAGCUUUGCAAGAUUCUGGGUGUGUCUUUCGAAGAGUCUUCUUCUGAUGAAGAGGAGGAUGAAGACAAACCCUAUUGGCUACGGAAAAAGCUUGCAAAAAAGACGGCCUCUGAACGAACACCUUUUAAUAACCAUCACUUCCUUGAUGAUGAGAAGAAUGCAUUGCAGAAGCGCUUAAAAAGGCGAAUGAAGCAGCAGAAGCUGAAAGAAGCAGCGCUGUUGCUAGGGCGACUGUCAGCUGCACGGAGGACCCAAGAGCAUUCUGCAAGUGACGCAGGAACUGAAAGUAAUGUUUUGCCUUUUUGGCAAGACAUGGCGUGUUGUCCUGUGCCAGAGGGCGAAGUCAUGAAGAACGAGGAUGAUGUCACAAGAAGCUUGCAGUUGUUGAAAGAUACCUUGGAAACAACUCUGAGCCAUGUCCAAAAGGACUGCAAAUCUGCUGGGGACAAGCCGCGCUUGGAUGGAGAGCUACGCAAGCUUAUCCCCCAACGUCAGGAUGCAAAAGGUCUCUCACGACAAUCAGCAGAGUCUGAGCUUUGGCUGUCAAGCUCUCGUAUGUCAAGUCACAGCAUUGUGCCAAUGGGGGAGAGCUCCCCACAAUCGCAAGAUGGUGGCUUGCAACGCGACUGUGUCUUGGGUCCCGCUCGCCAUGAACGCCUGGAUCUCAAGCGUCGCCCGGAGGGACUGGCACCAUCGGCACCCUCCCGUGGAGCCGGCGCCGGAAGCACCACCUCUGUGGACUUUGGCUUCCGCCCCGAUGGGGCUGGUGAGGAAUCCGUUGAAAGCUGGUCGCUCUUCAAGGUCAACAAAGGACAGAGCGACUCAAGCGGCUUUCCAAUUGAAAAGCCACCACUGCGUGCCUCCUUGUCCAGCGAGCGAGUAAUUCAGCCGAGGCCCAGAUUGGAUACGGCAGCAUCCUGCGACUUCGGUGAAUAUGUGUCUCAACUUCAACAAAGCCGUGGAGCGUGGCACAGCAAAUCUGCCACCGACUUGUCCAAAAACAGAACACCAUGUUUACCCGACCUGAUCAACACCAAGUGUCAACAAAAGUUGACGGCCCUUGACUGGUCGCAUGGCCCACUUCGCCGCUGGAAAUCUGACCGACGGAGGUUGAAUGCAACAGACCGAGCCACAUGAAAUGCAGCAAAAUGUGCAUGUCAGGUUAGAUGACACUCUGGACGAGAUAAACUGCUGUGUGCAAAACUGU
Messenger RNA from Cladocopium goreaui, 2820 nucleotides. NCBI's taxonomy places the organism in Eukaryota, Dinophyceae, Suessiales, Symbiodiniaceae. The record is from the annotation of a GenBank genome assembly.